AUGACCUUCACGGCACCUCGGCUAGCCAUCACUGUCGCCGUUAAUCAACCGGCCUACUUAGUAAUACAAAACUCUAGUACGACCUAUACACCUCACCGAGUAGUUACUUCUCAGCAACUAAAUAACGAUGAGUUGCUGCUUCAUCAAGCUUCUAAAGUCAAUCCAAAACCACCACCUAAACUUCCCAAGAAGCUCGCUUUCAUGUUCUUAACAACAACUUCUCUUCCAUUAGCACCACUUUGGGAGCUUUUCUUCAACCAAACCUCUCAUCACAAGUCUCUCUGCAACGUCUACGUGCAUGCUGACCCGGCUCAAAAACAAAAACCAGACUUCUUCCGUAACCGGAUCAUACCGUCCUCAAAACCGGCUUACCGUCACACCCCAACACUCAUCUCAUCCGCGCGUCGUUUACUCGCUCACGCCCUUCUCGACGACCCUUCGAACUACAUGUUCAUCCUUCUCUCCCCUUCUUGCAUCCCACUCCACUCCUUCAACUUCACUUACAACACACUCGCCUCCUCCACAAAGAGCUUCAUCGAGAUUCUCAACAACGAGCCAGGUUGGCACGACAGGUGGGCAGCGCGUGGCCCUUACGCGAUGCUCCCCGAGGUUCAACCUGAGGAGUUUCGAAUAGGCUCACAGUUCUGGACGCUGACAAGAAGCCAUGCGCGGAUGGUCGUGAGUGACGUGGAGAUAUGGUCCAAGUUCAACAAGCCUUGCGUAAGGAAAGACACUUGUUACCCUGAGGAGCAUUACUUCCCUACUCUCCUCCACAUGCGUGAUCCACAAGGGUGUGUUUCCGCUACGCUCACGCACGUUGAUUGGAGUGUUAGCGACCAUGGUUAUUAG
Molecule: messenger RNA, 849 nt
Organism: Brassica napus (rape)
Lineage: Eukaryota; Viridiplantae; Streptophyta; Magnoliopsida; Brassicales; Brassicaceae
Product: glycosyltransferase BC10-like
Exons: 1
Coding region: 1-849 (282 amino acids)
Cellular component (GO): membrane
Molecular function (GO): glycosyltransferase activity
Source: RefSeq, a predicted model, not a curated record